AUGGCUAAAAGAAGCAAAUCCCAGCUCACAGCAGACGCCGCUCUUGCCGAGGACUACGACAGCGACGAGGAAGUAUUCGAGGGAGCCAAGCGUGCUUCGGCGGACGUGAUGGCGUCGCGGCCUAUUGCCAGGCUGAAGCCGCGGCUCAAGGCCGCGAACGGCUCCAAGCCAGAGCCCAAAAUUGGCGGGGCUUUUGGGUUCCUCGGGGCCUCCGCCACGGAACAAUCUAGUAAACCAGCCAAUACGCUUGCAUCUUCAAAGUCUACAGAGGAGGUUAUCAGCGACCAGCCUACACAGUUAAAAUCCUUGAAUGCUCUCUUUUUGCAGGCCAUCAACAACGCCAUUCAAAAGAACCCCAUUGCAGACUUGCGUCCCGUUUUGUCCAAGUACAAUGAGUAUUACGACAAGGUGGUGAAAAAUAAAAUUGCCGUGAAAAAGGCAGAGGUGCCAAAGGUCGAUGUGAAGGUGGGCGAGGUGGAGAACCCCGAGUUCAGGUUUGGCGAUACCAAGCCUGCAGAAUCUGAGGAGGAGGAGGAAAAGCCAGUGGAAAUAAAAGGACCAGCGUUCAAGCUGGACACGCUGCCAAAGUCGAAGAACUACGGGUUCAAAUUCGGCCACGCUCCGCCUCCGGACUCGGACUCGGACGACGACGUCAAGAUAGAAGGCCCAAAGUUCCAGCUGCCGGGCAGCACACAGAUCAAGGACAAUGUGUUUAAGCUGCCAAAGAAGGAGGAAAAGGAGGAGAAGAAGGAGGAGAAGCCAGCGUUCACAUUUGGUCAGACAGAGACUAAGGAGGCUCCUAAGGAGGCUCCUAAGUUUUCGUUUGGUCAGACGCCCGCCCCGGCCUUCUCGUUGGGCAGCCAGCCCGAGCCGACUGAAAGGCAGGAAAAGCCUGUGGAAAAGCCAGAAAAACCAGCGGAAAAACCAGCAGAAACACCAGCAGGAAAACCAACAUUCUCGUUUACAGAUAAACCGGCGUUCUCAUUCAACGUGCCAAAGGAGAACAAAGAAGAGCAGAAGCCGGAGCAAAACUCAGAGCAGAAGUCAGAGCAGAAACCAGCCUUUUCGUUUGGCUCUUCUUCCGCCUUCUCCUUCACCAAACCCUCCGAAACCAAAACGGCCGACUCUGAGCCGGCCAAGCCGGCGUUCUCGUUCUCCGCCCCUUCGAACGGGUUCAACUUCUCGUCCCAGCCCGCACAAAAGCCUGCCGCGUCCAACCCGUUCAAUUUCGCGUCCACGUCACAGAACACCGCUCCUGCCGCUUCGACGUUCAACUUCAAUUUCUCUGCACCAAAACCAGAAGCAAACAAGGACGACACUGCCAACGAGGAGGAGGAGCAGGUGCAGAACGAGGACGUCAAGGGCGACUUUGCCGUUGUCAAGCUGACACAGAAGGUGGACACGAAAACCGGCGAGGAGAACGAGACGGUUCUGUACACGAAAAAAUCCAAGGUGCUCAAGUUCGACGCGGCUGACAAGUCGGAUCCGUACAAGUCGAUCGGGCUGGGCGAGCUGAAGGUGCUCAAGAACACAGAAACGGGCAAGUCGCGGAUCCUGGUGCGGUCCGAGGGCAGCCUGAACGUGCUGCUCAACGUGGCUAUUCUGAAAGACGUUAAGUACGAGCUGAUCGGCAAGGGCAACUCCAUGCGGAUCCCAACGUUCUCGCCCGACGGCAAGCUCGAGACGUAUAUUGCGCGCGUCAAGACGGCCGACGACGGCAAGAACCUGCUCGAAAAAGUGCAAAGCUGCCAGUGA
Messenger RNA from Ogataea haglerorum, 1755 nucleotides. RefSeq lists its product as uncharacterized. The transcript has a single exon. Gene Ontology annotation, cellular component: nuclear pore. The record is from RefSeq and is a predicted model, not a curated record. Bases 1 to 1755 code for a protein of 584 amino acids. Gene Ontology annotation, biological process: intracellular transport. Lineage: Eukaryota; Fungi; Ascomycota; Pichiomycetes; Pichiales; Pichiaceae.